Fonticula alba is the source of this 6463-nucleotide messenger RNA. RefSeq names its product TKL protein kinase. NCBI's taxonomy places the organism in Eukaryota, Rotosphaerida, Fonticulaceae. Gene Ontology annotation, biological process: protein phosphorylation. Gene Ontology annotation, molecular function: ATP binding; protein kinase activity. The coding region runs from base 1 to 6405 and encodes 2134 amino acids. The record is from RefSeq and is a predicted model, not a curated record. The transcript has 8 exons.
AUGCGGCCCCUCCCGCUGUGGCAGCGCGCGCUGGCCCUGCUGGCCAUGCCGCUGCUCGUGGUACUCCUGCACCUGUCCGGGGUCUCAAGCUCCAACGACCAGACCAAUGUCUAUCUUAUUCCCUCGCCUCGGUCCUUUGGUCAAACCAACAUGGGCUUUGGGUACUACCUCCCAAAUGAGAAGAUGGUUGCUCUCGAUCAAUAUUAUGGCGACUACACCACAUACAAACAGUCCCUCAAACUUGACCUUUUCGGGGACAUGCGUCUUGGGGUUCAUUUCUCUGAUGAUGCCAGGACAAUGUUCUUUUAUGGGGUCUCCGGCUAUACCCUGCUCCUGCCUGUCCCAAAUGACCUGCCGGUCCUGGUCUGGCUGGACAACCGCACCCUCGGCAUCUCCUCCUCGACAGCUGUGUAUCCGUACGAGUUUUUCCCAGGGCAGCCUGUCUCCCUAUUGCGUGCCAAUGCCCAUGGCCCCCUCGACGCGUCGGUUCUCCUGCGCCUCGGCAACGACACCCUGGUUCUCAUGCGCUUUCAAAAUGAAGUAUGGACUCGCAGUGAACUGCCAUUGUCUGCGACCACCGCCACGCCCGGCCUUCCCGGCCACUUCUUUCUGACUACCCCGGGCAACGAGUGGGUGUGGCUCCGGGAUAAUGGCACCUGGCGUACCAUCUCCACCGGGGACGAGGCAGUCCUCAGCCUGUCGGCCACCCGCAUCAUGACCACCGACCCCAGCAAGAUGGAUCUGCUGGUCAUCACUCCCCGGCGAAUGCUCAUCUACAUUGGCUUGGGCAGCAACAGCACCUGGGAGCGAAUCCUGGACACCAUGCUGCCCACCGAUCGCCAGGACCUGUCAGCUCAGCUGAUCCCCGGAGUUGUCCACACGCCGCGUCCUCCGGGGUUUUUCUACCUUGUCAAUCGGCCCUCACAGCUCUGGCGUGUGACGCCCCUCACCGGCGACGGCAUGGCGUGGCAGCACAUGGGCUCAUAUACACUCCCUGUCACGCCGAUCCAGAGCAUGGUGGCCAUGGAUUUGAGUGCCCUGCCCGGUGGCCGAGGGGAACAAUGGGCCCUUACGCACGGUGACAAGCUAUUAAUGACCAACGAGGAGUUCGGCUGUCACACCGAUGCCUCCAUUGUCUGCGACCCCGCUUCGGGCACCUGGGGAUGUGCCCCCGGUCGUCGCUACUCGCCACUCCGCACUGCGGGCGAGCUGUGUGCUGGCUGCGCGGAUGGCUUUUACCCUGUCAUGGUGGGACCCCGACGCCGUGAGUGUCGCCCUUGCACGGUGGACUACUGCCGCGUGUGUGCCGACAGCGGGCACUGCCUUGCUUGCUCUCAUGGCUUUCUGCUUCGCGACCCCGCCGGCGGCCGUGCCACUUGCGUGCCGGCCUGUCCGCCAGGAACCAUCAGCUCCGGCGAGGAAAACAACCGGUUGUAUGUUUCCAGCACGUCCUUGUCAACGAGUGGCCCUGGCUCCCUGCUAGUUGUACUUUCGUCAGGCCAACUUGUCUUGGGCAAUGCCGAUCAGCUGCGUGUCACUCCCCUCCAGCCACUACAGGUGGCCCCGAUUACGGGCCUCCCUACUUUCACUUUUGUCAAUGGACUUCUUGAGAGUAUCCAUGUCGCUGGACGUGAUGUGCAGGUUGAAAUCGAAAUUCGUGAGACGUACUCAGUGACCCGAGUGCUUUUGACCUGCACUCUCCCUGGCCUUGCACCCAAUGACGAGUGUCAGUUGGCGGUCGCAUCUGGCACCCUCUCAACGGCGGUCUCGGCCGAGGUGGACAUUCAAUCGGCAUCGCCCCCCGGGGUGUCCUCAAUUUCCACCGCGGAUGUCGAUUCGCGCUGCAUGAAUGACGACGGCUGGCACGCAGCGACAGGUGGUACAUUGGCCGCCUCGGUCCCUGGUUUGCCAGCCAAGAUUGGGCGUUACCUGGCGGCAAAGCACAUCUCCCACGGUGGGGAUGCCCAGGCCCGCACCCGCGACAUCACGGGCUCUGGUCGCUUGAUCGAUGGAAUUUCACAGUAUACUCGAAGUUCCUUCUAUACGGUCCUGGAUCUCCAUGAUGUUGGGCAUCCUGAAUACCCCAGUGCCCUGGUCGUGGUCGAAUCAGGCACAUUGGUGGUGAUUCUGCUCUCUUCCAGCGUCUGCUUUCGAGUGGACUUUGGCCUCGAUGAAUGCCCCCCUCGGACGUAUGGGGCCACAUGCCUUCCAUGCCACGCUGCCUGCCAGACGUGCACCGGCCCGGCAUCCACGCAGUGCACGUCGGCCCGGUGCACGUAUUUCCUGCCCUCGCUGCCGAACAACUGUCUGGCGGCCUGCCCGGCCGGGCUCCAUGCCGACGCCUCGGGCGCCUGCCGGUGCCAUGCCAACUGUGAGGCCUGCCACCGGCCGGACGCAAGCGGCCCAUUCAUCUGCACUGCCUGCCCGCCGGGAAUGGCCUUGAGCUCCGGGACUGCCGAUCGCUGUGCGCCCUGCCACAGCUCGUGUCUCGAGUGCACGGCCCCGGCCAGUGCGACCGCCUGCCGGGCUUGUCCCAGCGGCAUGCUCCUCCGGCCUGACGGCACGUGUGGCGGCACCUGCCCGCCGGGGACCUGGGGCGACACGCGGCUGGGUGUCUGCACGCCCUGCUCAGCCGGCUGUCUUACCUGUGAGAAUUCCUACUCGUGCACCGCCUGCCGGCCGGGGCAUCUCCGUGAGACGACCUUCGGCAUGUGUCUCCGGUGCGAUCCCCAGUGCGCCGAGUGCGCCGGCGCCCUGGAUGCGUGUGUUGCCUGCACGCCGGGCAUGCAUUGGGUCGGGGGGGUGGCCCCCAGCCCGGCCGGCGCCACCGGCGCAUGCACCAAGUGCCCGGUGGGCUGCGCCACGUGCGACGACCACAACAGCAAAUGCUUCACCUGCACGGCCGGCUACCUGCUGCUGGCCGGGCCGGGCCAGUGUGUGCCCGCCUGCCCGGACGGCAUGGCGCCCGAUGCUGCGCAGAGGAACUGCCUCAGCUGUCAUGCUACAUGCACCAAGUGCUCGACCCCCGCGGACCCGAGUGCCUGCACCGCCUGCCCGGCAGGCCGUGUUCUCCAUGUGGACGGGCGGUGCAUGGCUUCCUGCCCGACGGGCUUCUACCCCUUGGCCGGGGUGUGCACCAAGUGCGGGGCGGGCUGCUCGUCGUGCGCCUCGGCUGGGACUUGCGCGGAGUGUGCCCCGCAGCGCUUCCACCAGGGGGAUGGCUCUUGCGACCUGUGCCAUGCGUCGUGCGCCGCGUGUGCCAGUAGCACGGCCUGCACCGCCUGCCGGUCAGGGCUCUUUUUCCUGUCGCCCACGGCCCAAACCCCGUCGCUGUGUAGCUCGACCUGCCCGGCCGGCAACUAUGCCGCAGCCGGCCGGUGCCAGCCGUGCGCCGCCAGCUGCGUGCUGUGUGCCGGCGCGGCGGACCGGUGCCAGGUGUGCGCGGCCGGCCACCGGUGGCGUGCCGAGCCGCCGGCCGUCGGCCAAACCGACACGUGCGUCCGCUGCCCGGAUAACUGCGCCUCCUGCACCGGGGACAUGUGUCUGGAUUGCGAGGCGGGCUUCUUCCUGACGCGCCAGGGGGCCUGCGUGACUGCCUGCCCGGCUGGGACCUGGAAGGACCAGGCCACCGGCUCGUGCCAGCCCUGUGCCGCCAGCUGUGCCACAUGCACCGGGCCCGAGUCCGGCAAGUGCACCGCCUGCGUGCCGGGGCUCCAGCACCAGCCGGGGCCGGGCGGCGGGCCGGGCCCCUGCGUGGCCUCCUGCCCGGCCGGGCAAUUCCGCCACACCGCGUCGCAGGAGUGCCGGGCCUGCCACGGGUCGUGCGCCACAUGCACCGGGCCCACGGACCGCGACUGCCUGGCAUGCACCGGGUCGGUGCUGCAGGAUGGCGCAUGCGCCCGGGCCUGUGCGGCCGGCCAUCUGGCCGUCGAUGACCGGUGCCUGCCCUGCCACCUGUCGUGCGGCCAGUGCAUCGGGCUCCGGAGCACCGAGUGCACCGAGUCCUGCCAGGCCCGGCUGCUGCCCCAGCCGGCCGGCGAGUCGCCGAUGCGCUGUGUGGCCAGCUGUGCCAGCGGGUUCCAUGCCUCGUCGACCGGCUGCACCCGCUGCCCGGAGGGGUGUGCCGCCUGCCCGGACGAUGCGGGCCACUGUGCCCAGUGCGAGCGGUCGCACCGGCUGCUGGAUGGCGCGUGUGUGCCCACCUGCCCGCAGGGCACAUGGGAAGAUGGCAACCGGUGCACCGCUUGCCACCCCUCCUGCAUCAGCUGCUUCGGGCCGGACCCGACGCACUGUGACAUCUGCCACGCCGACACGCCGCUCAAGAAGGACAGCUCCUGCUACGAGACCUGCCCGGCUGGGACCUACGAGAAGGGCAACAAUUGCAUGGCCUGCAGCAGCUCCUGCGCCCAGUGCCUCGGGCCCGGCAGCAACGAGUGCACCGCCUGCCCGGAAGGCCGCGCGCUCAGUGCCCAGGGCAUGUGCGUUGGGGAAUGUCCGGUCGGGCAGUUUGCCACCGACGGCGCCAUCGGCCAGGUGUGCCGGGCCUGCUCGGCCAGCUGCCGCCAGUGCGAUGGCCCGGAUGCCGACCACUGCACCGGCUGCCAGGAUGACCUGCUCCUGCAGGCUGGCCGGUGUGUGAGCGCCUGCACCGAUGGGUUCUUUGCCUGCCAUGCCAAACGCGAGUGCUCGGUCUGCCCGACCGGCUGUGCCACAUGCUUCACCAGUGCCGACCGGCCGGAGGGCUGCCAGGCCGUCUGCACGACCUGCCGCGCGCCGUGGAUGUGGUCCCCGGCGGCCGAGCGCUGCGUCGAUGUCUGCCCGGCCGGGGAGUUCCAGCCCCGGACGGAUGUCUUCACGUGCGAGCCCUGUGCCGGGGCCUGUGCCUCGUGCCACGGCCAGGCCGACCGGUGCACCGUCUGCUCGGACGCCGGGGCCUGGCUCCAUCCGGCCACCGGGGCAUGCAGCCUGUCCUGCUCGGCCAGGGGCCUGGCCAAGUCCCCGGUCGAGCGGGUGUGUCUCUCCUGCCCGGAGGGGUGCCAGCAUUGCGGCGCCCCGCCGGACAUCGGGCCCUGCCUCCUGACGACCCAGGGCAUGCUCGAGUGCCCGGAGCUGACCGCGUGCGACCGGUGCGACGCCGAGCACCCGCUGCUGCUGGGCGACGAGUGUGUGGCUGCCUGCCGGCCGGGGUUCUAUGCCGAGUGGGAUGCCGACCCGCCCGUGUGCCGGGCCUGUCACCAGAAGUGCGCCGGCGCCUGCACCGGGCCCGAGCCGACGGACUGCCGGGCCCCGGACAAGGCCCUGCCCUCGGACCAGCGCCUGGCCCUGGGCCUGGGGAUCAGCCUCGGGGCCCUGCUGCUGCUGCUGCUCCUGCUGCUGGGGGUCUUCCUGCUGCUGCGGUGGCGCCGGGCCGGCCGCACGCGCAAGCCCCUGGACCGGCCGGACGAAAAUGCCACCAUCCUCAACACCUUCGUCGAGCUCUCCCUGCCCGGGGCCAUCCUGGUGGACAUCGCGGCGGACUUCGUCCCGCUGCAGGACCAAACCCUCGGCCAGGGGGGCCAGGCCAGUGUCUUCGCGGCGCGCGCCGUCGGGGCCAACAUCUCCGCGCGCACCGGCUGCCCCGACGUGGUGGCCAUCAAGAAGAUGAAGGCCGACAAGAUGCGCCCGCUGGAGGUGACCCUCUUCCAAAAUGAAAUUGCCCUCAUGCUCCUGCGCGGCCAGGACCACAUCGUGCGGAUUUACGGCUACUCCGAGGCCCCGCCGGCCAUUGUCAUGGAGCACUUCCAGUCGGACCUGUCGGGCCUGCUGCACUCGGCGGCCGACCUGCCGCUCGGGGUGCUGCUGGACCUGGUGCACCAGUGGGCCGCCGGGCUGGAGGCCAUGCACGCCCAGGGGGUGGCCCACUGCGACCUGAAGCCGGCCAAUGUCUUCGUCCGGCCGAGGGCCGACGGCUACUGGAGCGCGGCCCUCGGCGACCUGGGCACCAGCCGGAAUCUCAGCGCCGACCGGGCGUCGGCCCUGCUGCAGGCCGCGCCGCAGCUGAAUGCCCUGACCGCGCGCUAUGCCGCGCCCGAGGUGGUCCAGGCGUUCCAGGCCCGCCGGGCCCUGGCCCUGGAGGCCUACCUCCCGGCGGACAUCUACUCGGCGGCCAUCAUGCUGUGGGAGUGCCUGGCCCGCGCGGUCCCCUGGAAGGGCCUGCCCUUCGCCCGCAUCGCCGAGCAGGUGCUGGCCGGCGACCGGCCCGAGGUCCACCUCGCCACCUCGCCCAUCGCCUGGACCAGCCAGCCCCUGGCCCAGGGCCUGGUGGAGCUGCUCCCGCGGCUGUGGAACGCCGACAUGCAUGCCCGCCCGGGGGCGGCCAACCUGCGCCACUCCAUCGCCACCCUCGGGGCCAUGCUGCCCCCUUAGGCCGCGGGGCCGGGCCACCCUGUGUCACUUUGAUGCGCAAUACACCCUUCGGCAGUGG